GGAAUAUAGUUACUCGUUACUAGAUACCUGCUCGUCAUUAUACAUUUGCGGCUGUUCGGAGUGUUCGUUUAACGACGAUGAAGAUUACUCGUUAUUUCGUCUUUAUGACAGCGGUGUUGUGGGCACAGCUGCCCGUUUCUUGUAUGGCACAAGAAGAGCUUUUUAAAAUAUUCAAUUGGAUUCUUAUCGACUGCCGAACAGCGAACAGUGACUGCUUAAUGAUGUGCGUGUUUUCAAAAAUGGAAAUUAUAACAGAGGAGCAAGAGUACGACGAGAGAGAAAUGCUUGACUGGAUGAAGUUCCCCGUAGACAUGGGCUUACUAACACAAGACCAAGCGAAUCAAAUCGCUGCUGCGUGCAACCGUGUGAACGAGGUUCGUACUACGGCCUGCAGCACAGGUGAAGAAGUACGAAAAUGCCUCUCUGAGGAAAUACACAACGUAAUGGGUGUCGAGGCCGGGAGCAAGGACGAGGCCGAAAUGGAUAUAACGGCACAGCAACAGGAAAGGUGGAACCAGAUAGCUACUGAAUGCAACCAUAAGGAGAUUUGCAUUGAGCUUUGUGUCUACAAGGAAACUGGCAUUCUUGAUAAAGACGGAUGGUACGUGGAAAGUAAAGCGCUAAAAUGGAUGAAGUUUUUCAUAGCUGCGGGAAAUCUCACCCAAAGUAGAGCCAACCGAGUCGCUGCAGCAUGCAACCGCGUGAACCAGAACAUUAGUAGUGAGGAGUGCGAAAGGGGUCUGCAAGUUGCAAGGUGCAUCGUUCAGGAAACUGAGAAGGGACAAGUUAUACUGGAACUGGAAAGUUUAUACUUGAUGGUUAUUCAUUGCCGCAAGACCGAACCUGCCUGUUUAUUGUGGUGUAUGUUCGAGAAGAUGGCAAUCCUCUUAAACUCCGGAUGGUACGUGGAAUUGAAAAUGCUAGAAUGGAUGAAGAUUCCUAUUGACAUGGGGUUAUUCAGUCAAGAUCAAGCGAUCAAUAUCGCUGGAGCAUGCAACCGUGUGAACGAUCAGCCUAAUGACAAUUUAUGCGAUAAAGGCGAACAGCUGCGAGAGUGUUUAAAUUCAGAAAUAGAUCAGGUACUAAAUAAUAAAGACAACGGGAAUGAGAUGGAGCCCGGACAGGAAGGCGAGAUAACACCCGAAAGACUGAAGUCGAUUGAAGAAUAUUGCCAGAAAACCUCAAACGAGUCUUGUUUCGCGCUGUGUAAACUGACGUCAAUUGGAGUUAUAGAUGAGCACGGACAGUAUGUGGAGAGUAAAGCGAUGGAACUCAUAAAGAAUUACUUAGUACCUUUAGUACUAUUAAAAGUACCUACACGAAUGGUUGAGAUCAUGAUCCCACGUCUAAUUGAAGUCCCUAAACUCUGCAGCCGCGUGAACGAGCAUAUCACUAUGGGCUGCCAACGGGGCGAGGAAGUGCAGAAGUGCAUUCAGGCAGAAGGCAAGACGCGGGUUUUUGAAGCAAAGGCGGCGUUUAUGAAAACAUUGGAAGAUAAAGUGAAGAAUUGCGCUCCUAACUGUGACGCGCUGUGCGCGUAUGAGGUCGCUGGACUUGUAGACAAGAACGGAUACGUAAAUACUGAAAUGAUAAAAUGGAUCCGUUAUCGCCUCCCUGAAGAAAUGGUCUUGAACGAAUCUGUACCCAUGGAAAUCUUUGACAAUUGUCUGCGUGUGAUCACGCAUAUUACUACUGACUGUCAGGGAGCUGAUACAAUGGAAAUGUGCAUAAUGGAGGGACUAAAGAAGUAUUUCGGAUAAAUUCUGUCAUACCGGCGUUGAAGAAUACGCAGAAUUAUUAAUUAUAAUUAUAAUUCAAAUAUUAUGCCCAGAGGAAUCCAACCAGAAAGAAUUAUAAUUUCGACUUAGUAUUCCAU
Messenger RNA from Cydia splendana, 1876 nucleotides. RefSeq lists its product as uncharacterized. The coding region runs from base 78 to 1760 and encodes 560 amino acids. Gene Ontology annotation, molecular function: odorant binding. The record is from RefSeq and is a predicted model, not a curated record. The transcript has 20 exons. Lineage: Eukaryota; Metazoa; Arthropoda; Insecta; Lepidoptera; Tortricidae.